Messenger RNA from Zingiber officinale, 702 nucleotides. RefSeq lists its product as uncharacterized. The coding region runs from base 1 to 702 and encodes 233 amino acids. The transcript is spliced from 2 exons. The record is from RefSeq and is a predicted model, not a curated record. Lineage: Eukaryota; Viridiplantae; Streptophyta; Magnoliopsida; Zingiberales; Zingiberaceae.
AUGGAGGAGUCUGGCCACAUUAAUGUUACUAUGACCGCCAGUGAGUAUGAACUUUUCAAGGAGGCCAAGAGGCAAGCGGCCUCCGAGAAGAUUUUAAAUGAAAGACUGCCCAAGGGUUAUAGAGCCCCAUCGAUCGGAGAGUAUGACGGGAGCAAAGACCCGGAAGAGCAUUUACGAAAAUUUAAAAAUGCAGCCCUGCUGCAUCAAUACAGUGAUGUUGUCAAAUGUAGAGUUUUCUUGAAUACUUUAGCUGACUCGGCGCUAAAGUGGUUUGAUGGGCUACCUCAAGGAUCCAUCACCUGUUUCUUGGACUUCAAGACGGCAUUCCUGCGUCGAUUUGCUAGUAGUAAGAAAUAUCAGAAGACAGAUCAUUAUCUGUUCGCUCUGAAGCAAGGGUCGACCGAGCCCUUAAGAAGUUAUAUCAACCGCUUUAAUCAAGUGGCCCAAGAUGUCCCCACCGCCACUUCGGAGAUUCUAAUGAGCGCCUCCUCUCAUGGACUAGGAGAAGGAGAAUUCUUCAGGAAUCUCAUCAAAAAUCUCGCUCGGAAUUUUGAUGAGCUGGUGGAAAAAGCCGCUUGUUGCAUUAAGGUAGAAGAGGCACAAGCGACUCGAAGAAAAGCCGAAAGACCACCUCCCUCUACCAACAAGCCGGAGAGAAGAAUGCCUCAACCACCUCCUCAACCCCUGUCGCGCGCUCGGUAA